Hydractinia symbiolongicarpus is the source of this 1744-nucleotide messenger RNA. Its product is annotated as WW domain-binding protein 11-like. The record is from RefSeq and is a predicted model, not a curated record. Bases 70 to 1551 code for a protein of 493 amino acids. Lineage: Eukaryota; Metazoa; Cnidaria; Hydrozoa; Anthoathecata; Hydractiniidae. Gene Ontology annotation, biological process: mRNA cis splicing, via spliceosome. Gene Ontology annotation, cellular component: spliceosomal complex. The transcript has 15 exons.
CAGCCUGUUGAAAAAAAGGUAUAUUGUUGGCAAAGGAACUGCUGUAUUAAGAUAUAUAAAUAAAAAAAAAUGGGUAGAAGAUCAACAAAUACGACAAAAAGUGGAAAGUUUAUGAAUCCAACGGAUCAGGCAAGAAAAGAAGCCCGUAAACGAGAGCUUAAAAAGAAUAAAAAACAACGAAAGCUUGUGCGAGAAACUGUGUUGAAACUAAAAGAUCCUACCCAAAUAAUUGAGGAGAUGUUGCGACUUGAUCUGCUUGAAAUCGAGGGACUCACAGAUGCAGUAAACGACAAAGUUAUUUCAGACAAGAAAAAGAAACUGCAAGAAACAUUGACAAGAAUUCUGACUCUGUAUGAGAAGCAAGAUAAAGAAAAAUUUGGGGAAAUAAAAAAAUUUCAAGCAGAAUGUGAUCGCAAACGUCAUAGAGCGUACCUUACCUAUCAAACACAACGGAUGAAAGAGCAAGAAGAAGUACAGCGACUGAAAGAUGAGUCGGAAGCCACAUUUCAACUUUCUGAUGUUGCUCUUCCACAUUCUGGAAACCUUGCUCCUGAUGAGAUACCUUUACCUCACCAAAUGAUGCCUGGUAUGCCAGAAAUGCAGCCACCUGAAGUCCCCAUGCUAGGUUCCCAUCUUACAACAGAACACAACAUUCCACAGAUUCCUGGUCUCCCACCAGGUCUUAUACCUCCAGGACCACCUCCAGGUUUACCACCACCUCCAAGCCCAGAAUAUGAGGAUGAUGAUGCAGAACAUGAACAAUCUCGCGUCCAUGGAAAAGCUGGAAGUGAUCCAAUUGCUGAACUUGAAAAACUUGAACAUGAAUUUCAAGAUAUGAAACAUGGAGAGGGUAAUAAGGAAGACGGUGGAUCAAGAAGAAGUAGGAAGGUCCAUUUCGAGGACGAAGAUGGUGAUGAUGUUGAAAUGGAUGAUGAUGGUUCCAUGACUAUGCAGAAAAGACUACUAAAACUUGCUGGACAUGACCCAAAUCAAGCAACUACUACUCAAGAAAAUCCUGUACAACCAGGAGGACCUCCAGGGCCUCCUCCUGGUGCUCCACCACGAGUUAUGCCACCAGGCCCACCACCAGGUCGACCUCCUGGUCCACCACCUGGUCUACCACGCCCACCACCUGGGUUACCACCAAUGGGAUUACCACCAAGAAUGCCUCCAGGUUUACCUCCACCGCCUGGAAUGAGACCACCAUUUAUGGGUCCUGGUCAUGUGUUGUUUGGUUCUAGAGCACAAAACCCUGGUCCCCAAAAUGUUAUUGAGAAAGGACCAGAGAUCAAAAAGGUUGCUGGUAAAGAAGGAAACGCACCAAUUAUUAGUGCUGAACCACAACUUCGAAAUAUUCGUGCUGAGUUAACAAGAUUUGUUCCAACUGCUGUUAAAAUUCGACGUAAUCCAUCUUCCACAAAAUCAAAGGCACCACCGAAGGUUAACCUGCCCAACACCAACGAAAUUAAACCGUUACAAAAACAAAACCAGGGACCUACAAAAGACGAUGUGUACGCAAGCUUUAUGAAAGAAAUGACUGGUUUUCUGUAGCAUGGUGUCUUCAUAAAGUCGAAUUGAUACCUGCUUAUGUGUAGCUAGUGGCUAACAAAACUUAAACCGGCCCAUGAUCUACACUUAUAAAUGACAUGACAAUGAUUAUAACACUCUGUACACAGAUAAUGUUUAGUGAAACAAAAUUUGGUUGCAUAUUUUAUUAAUACAUAUUUUUAAUCUUCAAUUUGUA